CUUCUACACAAAGCUCGCAUCCAGGGCUGCUCUGUUCUUUCACACGGGCGCGCUGCGACAGCGAUUCCCCACCGGCGAGAUGUCGACGGACGGUCUGGAGCUUAACGGUAACUUUGGAGCCAACAUCGCCGGAUUGGAGUUUGAUGUGUUCCCGGUGGAAUCCUAGGAUUCCAUGAGUGCUCCACCCAUAGAGCUCGAGAAGAACGAAGAAUCAGGGCUGAUCAAAGAUGGGCAGAGAUUCGAGGUGUGCUCUGAAGCUACAAGCGGCUGGACGAGGAGAGUGAGGCUAGGGAAGGUACCUGAUGAGAGGGGCAUGAACCCGGACAGGAAGACGGCACUUGAGCUGUCUAUCCGUGCUUUUGCCGAAAAAGGUGAAGGGCAUGUCGUGAGUCCAAAAAUUGGCACGGAGUUUGACUCGCUGGACGAGGCGUAUCAGUUCUACAACGUAUAUUCAUGGGAAAUAGGGUUCGGUAUACGGCUGGCAAAUAGCAGGCUGAACGUGGAAAGAACAAGAUGUAUGCAAGAGAUUGUCUGUGCGUGUGCGGGGUCCCCGUUGAAGGAGAACAGCCGUUCUUCGAGGUGUGGUUGCAGUGCAAUGAUAAGGCUGCUCCGAUCAAAGGAUGGCGGUUGGUACAUAUCAGAGCACAAAGCAGGGCACAACCAUCCGCUUUCCAUUACAUGUGGACAGAAAAUGCAUUGGAAGUCGCAUAGGCAUAUAGAUAGAUACACCAAGGAUCUUGUGAAACAGCUCAGGGAUAAUAAUGUUGGCCUCGGAAAGGUUUUCAGCAUUAUUGGUAGCUUAUUUGGUGUCACGGAGAAUGUGCCUUUUACAAAGAGGUCGUUGAAGACAUUAUGCAAGAAGCUCAACAAGGAGCAGUCGGAUUUUGAUGCUGUCAAGACUAUGAACCUGCUUGGGGAGAUGAAAGCUAACGAUCCAGAUUUCAACUACACCGUGCAGGUCGACGAGGAGAGCCGCAUAAAGACACUUAUGUGGGUGACUAGUAGGGGGUGCGAUCAGUACAGGUGUUUCGGAGAUGCAAUAACAUUUGACACAACCUACAGGACAAACUUGUAUGAUAUGCCAUUUGGUCUCUUUGUCGGCGUCAACAACCACUUCCAGAGCAUAAUUUUCGGGGGAGCGAUGAUGAGAGACAAGAAAGAGGAAACAUUCAAGUGGAUCUUCAGGGAGUUUGUCCGUAUGGUGGGUGGGAAACACCCGCAGACAAUACUUACAGAUCAGGCACGCUCCAUGGAGCUGGCAAUCGAAGUAGAGCUGGCAAUCGAAGUAGAGCUGCCUAAUACCGUCCACCGUUGGUGCAAAUGGCACGUUUUGAAAAAAUCUAAGGAGUCCAUGGGUGUUCUUUGGAGCAAGAACAACGAAUUCAAACUGGAAUUUCACAAGCUUGUCCAUCACAUGAUCACGGAAGAAGAGUUUGAGGAGGGCUGGAGACAGAUGUUGGAGAAAUACUCUUUGAAGAAACAUCCUUUCUUGACGCAGAUAUAUGAGGUCAGGCAUAAAUGGGCGAAGCCGUACUUUAGAGGGGUGUUCUGUGCCAGGAUGACAAGCACUCAACGGAGCGAGAGCGCCAACCAUCUGUUGAAAGGUUACGUGCCGCCAGGGUGCCCAAUGCAUCUAUUUCUUAAGCAGUUUCAGAAACUGCAAUUUGACAGAGAGGCGGAGGAGAGUUUCCAGGAGAAGAGGACGUCCCUGAGCGGUGUGUGCCUCCGGGUCAAUCUUCCAAUUGAGAGGCAUGCUAGCAAAGUUUACACAAGAGCUAUGUUCGAAAAGUUUGGUGAAGAAUUGUAUAAGUGUGGGGCGCAUGUGUUGGAUGAGGUGGUGCCUAGGAGGGUUUAUAAGUCGACCCAUGUAGAAGCGGAAAAAAGGGAGAAAUGGAGCAAAGUUGAAUUCAAGAUAGAAGUGGAUGAAGACGAGAGUUUUUUCAGUUGCGAGUGCGGUUAUUUUGAACAUGCUAGGAUAGUGUGUUGCCAUGCAUUGCAGGUGAUGGUGCACUUCCGAUUGCAGAAAAUACCACAGAAGCAUAUACUUAAACGAUGGACGAGAGAGGCGCGUGACAUUCUUCCUGAUCAUUUGGUGAGGUAUCAGAGAGACAGAGGACCGCCAGCUAGUGACACAUUCAGACACCACACAAUGUACAUGAAAGCGCUUGAAUGUGUCGUGCUUGGAGACAGCAAUAUUAAGUGCUAUGAUGAAAGAGGUACAUGCGACUAUGCUUCCGCUAAGCAUUGAUAAAGAUGGAAUGGGGCUUGCAGAGAGAGAAAAACAGAAGCAGAAUGCAGUGCAGAAGGGCCAUGCACCAACGGAGGGCGAUACUGUGAUGCAAAAACUUACAGGAGACGGUGAAUCCAGUUGCUCUGUUGUUGGCCUGAAUGAGAAGAAGAGGCGGAGGGGGAGGCCGACAAACUGCGGGGACAAGGCUCCGUAUGAGCAGCAAGUUAAGAGGUCGCGGUUUUGCACUAUCUGCAGAGAGCAGGGGCACAAGUGUACAACUUGUCCCCAGCGAGGCAAUUUGCCGAAAGCUCCAAGGAAGUCGCCGAAAUUCACGAACUGUGGUGUCGUUGGACAUUGGCGCAAUACUUGCGGCACUAAGAAAACAGGCCCAUUUGAGCCGAACUUCCUGUAGGCGGUCUGAUUUGCCUGCAUCUGUUCUGUUGAUUUAUCAUCUGUUUUUCCGAUGUUUUUCAGACUCUAUGUCAUGUAUGCUUGAAGUGAACUCUAUGAUAUGUGACCAGCAUUACUUAUUGCUGAAUGUAUCGUUUAGUAAAUCGGCUGGUGAUGAUGUAUGUUCAAGAAAACAACAUGCGCCGUCAUGGUGACUUGAUUUUUCCAUCUGUGUUUGGUAGAACACAAGACUAA
Aegilops tauschii subsp. strangulata is the source of this 2875-nucleotide messenger RNA. RefSeq names its product protein FAR1-RELATED SEQUENCE 5-like. NCBI's taxonomy places the organism in Eukaryota, Viridiplantae, Streptophyta, Magnoliopsida, Poales, Poaceae. The record is from RefSeq and is a predicted model, not a curated record. Gene Ontology annotation, molecular function: zinc ion binding.